AUGAGGAAGUUGUACCUUUGCUUCUUCUUGAUAUUCUUCUUCUACUUGAGUAGUGAAGCAGUUUCGGGCUUCAUUGUGGAAUUCCCAGAUACAAAUUCCCCGAUUGGUGAUGAUGCAUUAUCACUGUUUUAUUACCACCGGAGUUGUCCAGAUGCUGAAAGGAUCAUACACAAUAUAGUCAAACAAUGGGUUGAUAAAGAUCCUACUCUUGCUCCGGCCAUCAUGAGGUUGCAUUUCCAUGACUGUGCUGUCAGGGGAUGUGAUGCUUCGAUCCUUUUGGACUAUCAAGGAAGCGAAAGAUGGUCUAACGUGAGCAAGUCACUGAGGGGAUUUGAGAUUAUCGAUGAAAUUAAGAGAGAAAUUGAGAAGAAGUGCCCCCGGACGGUCUCCUGUGCCGACAUUCUCACCGCCGCCGCGAGAGACGCCACCGUCUUAGCCGGAGGUCCGUACUGGCAAGUCCCCUAUGGAAGGAAAGAUGGCCGAGUUUCGAUUGGUAAGGAAGCUGAAUUGGUUCCAAUGGGACGCGAAAGUGUCACGGGCUUGGUGGAAUUCUAUCAAUCAAAAGGGCUUAAUAUAUUGGAUUUGGUUGCCCUUUCAGGAGCUCACACUAUUGGGAGAAGUACAUGUGGAUCACUACAAUAUAGAUUAUACAACUACAUGGGAACUGGAAAGCCAGAUCCAACAAUAACUCCAAGAUAUCUGAAUUACCUGAGGAGAAAAUGCAGAUGGGCAUCAGAAUAUGUGGACCUUGAUGCCAACACCCCUAAGAAAUUCGACACUCAGUACUACAAAAACAUUCAGAUCAAGAUGGGACUGUUGAAAACCGACCAGAUUCUCUACUAUGAUUCCAGAACUAAACCUCUCGUCCAUGCUUUCGCUUCCCAGUCGGAAGUGUUUCGCCACCAAUUCGCGGCGUCGAUGGUGAAGCUCGGCAACAUUCAGGAGUAUCAAAGUGUUGAGGAAGGUGAAAUCAGAGUGAUUUGCAGCUCUGUCAACGAUUAA
Messenger RNA from Oldenlandia corymbosa var. corymbosa, 1002 nucleotides. Lineage: Eukaryota; Viridiplantae; Streptophyta; Magnoliopsida; Gentianales; Rubiaceae. The record is from the annotation of a GenBank genome assembly.